UGACAACACAUGACAGACACAAUGAUUUAACAGGGCGCCGUAGAUGAUGAAGACCACAUGAUUUGCUGGUGAUGUUUGAUUGGUUGCCGUUGAAAGAAGCCGAUAUUUGAUUGGUUCGUGGUGGAUGGCCAGAAUGUGGAGCAAACUCAUUGCUGUAUUGGUAGGCAUAGUGGCGGGAUUAUGGUGGUGGCAAGAUUUUGACGAAGGGGUCAUUCGAGGUAAGCGCGUGCUUGUGACGGGUGCCUCGACAGGAAUUGGCGAACAGCUAGCCUAUCACUACGCUCGGAUGGGAGCCAGUGUCAUGGUAACGGCGAGACGGACACAGAGGUUACAGGAGGUGGUGACCAAGUGUAGGGAGCUUGGAAGGCCGGACGCCAUCUUUGGUUACGUCACCGGUGAUAUGUCUAAUAUGUCAUUUACAAAGGAACUAAUAAAUGAGUCCAUACAAAGAAUGGGUGGCCUUGACUAUCUACUGUUGAACCACAUUCUCUCCCAAGAUCUCCAUUUUUGGAGUGGUGACGUAGACGAUAUGGCCUACUUGGACAAGGUCUUCGAAGUCAACUUCAAAGCCUACGUGCACCUGGCAUCGCACGCGCUUCCAGAACUAGAGAAAUCCAAUGGUCACGUGGUGGUCUUGUCAUCAUUUGCAGGUAAAUCAGCCCCGCCAUUUUCAGUGCCUUAUGCCUCGACCAAGUUUGCAUUGGGUGGAUUUUUCAGUGGAUUGCGACAGGAACUUCGAAUGAAAGACAGCAGUGUAUCUAUAACCACGUGUACUAUUGGAUUCAUAGCAACAGACAACGCAGUUGCUUCCUUUGCUCGGAUUCGGAAUGGAGCGCCACUACAGCGCAUCAUGGGAUCUGCAGCCACUCCUUCAGACACCGCCCUGGAUAUCAUUAGGGGAGCCGCUUAUCGGCAAAGGGAAGUGUACACACCCUUCCUCCAAAUAUACACAACAUCGUUUAUGAAUAAUUUAUUCCCUAGUCUUAUAGAUUACAUUAUGCGAUGUAUAUAUAGUGAUUGAUGUAACGCAAAAAUUGAGGAAGAAGAUUGGUGAUCGUCUUUUGCGCAGUAAAACAUUUACAUUAUAAAUCCAAAUUUUUAGUGAUCUGAUUAUAAACAUAUUCUUCACUGUGCCUGAAUUGUCGUCAUUGGUAUUUCGAGGAGGAUUUCCGAAACAGGCUUAUGCCACAACAAUAGUGCUCCUUAUGACGGUCUUUGAGACUGAAUACUACAACUACAACACUUAUCCAUUUCUGGUCACAGAUUUUAUAUCUGUGUCAAGGCUUCAAGGGGUAUCAUUUGAUGUCAGUCAGGGCAAUGGCCCCUUUCCCGGGUUUUUAACACGUGUGUAGACGCAUGGGUCGCUGGUAAGGACUUUCUGUGUAAAUCUAGUACCGUCUCCUAGGUGGACAAGAGAUGACACAGGUACUGUCUUCUAUGUGAACUAGAGAUGACACAGGUACCGUCUCCUAGGUGGACAACAGAUGACACAGGUACCGUCUCCUAGGUGGACAAGAGAUGAUAUAGGUACCGUCUCCUAGGUGGAAAAGAGAUGACACAGGUACCGUCUCCUAGGUGGAGAAGAGAUGACACAGGUACCGCCUCCUAGGUGGAGAAGAGAUGACAUUCCAUAUAAAUGUGAUUUUGCUCAGGAUGUACAUGUGCCUUGUUUUCGAGGUCGGUGUCACAGUACAACGGGUUACGUAUGUCAAAUUCUGAUGAGGACAAUGUGUCCAGUGUGGUAAGGAAACCUCUUGAUAAAACUCUGUGUAAUGUAUCAUGUUGUGGUCCAAAGUCUGGAUCGUCGUCGGAACGAAUCCGUGAUUGAAUGACAAUUCAUUCCCUUUUUUAUUUUCAUUUCAAAGAUUUGUAGUAAUAUGGUAAUUGACUAACGAGUCACAGAUGUGACUUUUGUUUUUGAUUUACUGAUGUUUUGUUUCUCAUUCUUUUUUUCAAUAUUUAACAA
Molecule: messenger RNA, 1966 nt
Organism: Ylistrum balloti
Lineage: Eukaryota; Metazoa; Mollusca; Bivalvia; Pectinida; Pectinidae
Product: hydroxysteroid 11-beta-dehydrogenase 1-like protein
Exons: 7
Coding region: 125-1021 (298 amino acids)
Cellular component (GO): intracellular membrane-bounded organelle
Molecular function (GO): oxidoreductase activity
Source: RefSeq, a predicted model, not a curated record